AUGAGAAUAAAAAAGGGACCAAAAGGAGGAAAGAAACUACCUCUUUCCCUUGUAAUACCAAUCGUUCUUGGGAUAUGUAUGAUCUUGGAUUUAUUUCUCAUAGGGGAGGUUACCGGUACCUCUAAGGAUGAAACAAAGCCUGUAGUUCAGGAUGUUUCACCAACGAAAACAACAACGACAGCAAAUAUCUUGAACUCCAAGGCACCAAUUGUCGCACACGUCGUUUCGCUGAUAAAGUGCUCCAAGCAAGCUUCUGUUACAGGAUUUCUCGAUGCCGCUGCCGUCUUGAGACAUUCCAUUCACAAACAGUCCGUCCAUGAGGGAACCUCGAAAUACUCCUACAAAAUGUAUGCCAUUGUGCACGAGAACUGCAAGCACCAUGCACACGUCCUUGACAGACUUGGUUAUACAUCACUGGUAAAGCCAUCACCUGUACAGCUAGACGAGAUUACUCCCGGAUGGUACCGAGAUCAUGUUGAAGGAGAAAACUGCUGUGGUUCGUCAGAGUUCAUCAAGCUUCAUGCCUACACCCUCAUGGAUCAUCCAGUGACAGUUCACUGGGAUUUGGAUGUAGCGGUAUUUCAGCCAAUGGACGACUUGUUUGAUAGUAUUAUCUAUCCACACGAUUCACCCGAAGGAGUCGCCGCGAGGGCUCGAUUAGAAGUCCAGCAUCCAGAACGAACACUUCCAAGACAUAUCGAUGCCUUUAUUACACGGGAUAUUACUUCGUCGCAACCAUGGGAAAUGCACCAAGGUGUACAAGGAGGGUUCUUGGUGGCAAAACCAUCCAUGGAAAAUUUUGAAAAGUAUCUCGAGUUCAUCAGAGAAGGAAACUACGUCCGAGGUCGUGGCAAUGACAGAGGCUGGUAUGGCCUCGGAUAUGGUGGUUUCCAAGGUGCCAUGGCCUAUCAGGGUGUUGUGGCUUAUUUUUACGAUCAAAUAGCUGUAAACACAGCAGUGGAACUGGACGUAUGCGUUUGGAAUCAGGUGGUGGCAGAUGUCAUUUGGCGAGGGCCACAAAAAAUGGAUCAUGCUAAUCAAUGUAGAGAGCAUCCGAGGGAUGGCGAGACGUUUGAACAGAACACUCCCGAAAAUAAGCGGUGUCAGGACUGCAGAAUAUUUCCUGUCGACAAAACCAAGAGCGCCCAUUACACCGCGUGUAAGAAACCAUGGGAAUGCUUGAUUGCUCAUCCAAGGCAUGCUGCAGACAAGUCACAACAAACCCGUCUCAACAACUUGACAAACAUUACUACUUGUGGUUUGCUGAUGCGUAAGUGGUUUGAUUUGCGAUCGGACUUUGAAGAAAAGCUACAUAAAACAGCAGGAGUCGUUCCUGCCACUCGGGAUGGAAGUUUCAAGCCAGAAUCCUUUGGUGGAUACUGCAAAGGACGAGGAGCAUAUAUUGCGAUGAAUGUGCCGCCAGAGAAUUUUGAUAUUUCAAAAAUGUAUGGACUGUAA
This is a messenger RNA of Cylindrotheca closterium, 1458 nucleotides long. NCBI's taxonomy places the organism in Eukaryota, Bacillariophyta, Bacillariophyceae, Bacillariales, Bacillariaceae. The record is from the annotation of a GenBank genome assembly.